GGAACUGUAAUCUCUAUUGUUCAACUCUAUUAUAAUUAACAUGAUAAUAAAUAAAAAUAAUUGUUGAUCAAAAAUAAAUGGUGUCCGCAAAUGACUAGUGGGUGUGAGUUGAUAAUAAUAAGUGGGUGUGUGGUUGCGGUGUGACAAAAUUUUAUAAAGAAAAAUCACAUCAUGAAGGAGAACCGUCAAAGAUGGUUACAAGCCAUUUGGCCGCUGAUAGCAGUUCUCUGUCAUCAAUCAGGUUGCGCAGCUAAAAGUGGUAAUGGCGGUUCAGUGAUAGAGCACCAUCCAUCUUCCUACUGGGAGCAACCUUUCAGUCAACCCUACUUUGACAACACGACCAAAAGAGAAACAACAACAACAGUCGGGCAAUCUGCUUACUUAUAUUGCAGGGUUCGCAAUCUUGGUGAUCGUGCUGUCUCGUGGAUCCGUAAACGAGAUCUUCAUAUUCUGACAGUCGGAAUUUUGACGUACACUAAUGACCAAAGGUUUCAAGCGAUGCACAGCGAUGGAAGUGAUGAAUGGACACUUAAGAUAACAUCACCGCAAGUCCGUGACAGUGGGACAUACGAAUGCCAAGUUUCAACAGAACCGAAAAUAAGUCAAGCUUAUAAAUUAAAUGUCGUCGUGUCAAAAGCAAAAAUUGCUGGAAAUUCCGAGCUAUACAUCAAAAGUGGAAGUGAUAUAAAUCUUACUUGCAUCGUACUACAGACACCCGAACCACCAUCUUUUAUCUACUGGUACAGAGGUGAGCAUGUGAUAAACUACAGUCAACGAGGAGGAAUCAGUGUCGUGACAGAGAAACAAACCAGGACAUCGCGUCUGUUGAUUUCUCGGGCACUCCCAACAGAUUCUGGCAAUUACACCUGCGCUCCUUCUACAGCAGAGUCAGCCAGUGUCCUAGUACACGUACUUAAUGGAGAACAUCCAGCGGCAAUGCAACAUGGGAAUUCCAGUAAUAGUGGGGCAGCAACUUGUACACUAGCACUACUACUGCUUUUUCUUUAUGCUGGCUCUUUUGUAAGAUGACUGAUUAGUGAUAAUAAUGAUAGUUAUUAUUAUUAUUAUCAACUCUAAUAACUUUUUAAAAGACAUUUUACUUUAAAUUGUGGUGCA
This is a messenger RNA of Microplitis demolitor, 1116 nucleotides long. Its product is annotated as hemicentin-1. The record is from RefSeq and is a predicted model, not a curated record. The coding region runs from base 172 to 1029 and encodes 285 amino acids. Gene Ontology annotation, cellular component: neuron projection membrane. The transcript has 6 exons. Lineage: Eukaryota; Metazoa; Arthropoda; Insecta; Hymenoptera; Braconidae. Gene Ontology annotation, biological process: synapse organization.